UUUUGCUUUUAAACGGGCAUCGUUGGUCAAGUCCGUCGGUUUUGUUUUCAACACCUCGUAGGUGAGGCACAACAAAUUUUAAUCAGUCGUGCUUAAGACGUCUUUAGCUGUGGUAGAAAGCAGAUUUUGGCAGCACGUUGUUAAGAGAGGACCUUAAAAUGCUAGCCUACCUAGUUGGUAUCAUGCUGGUUGGUAUUGCGUCUGCGCAAUCGCCGAGCAGAGGUAUAUUAGAAUCGCCAGUACCUGAGCUUUGUGCUCAGAGGACAAUCCACGAAAGAACACCAGACGGUAAGGGAUACUUCUUCAGUUGGAGGGAUGCCUCUACCAAAGGCGUAGAAGAUAACUGGCUGGCCGGAAGAAAUUACUGUAGGAAACGGUGCAUGGACCUCGUCUCUCUCGAGACCAGCGCCGAAAACGAAUGGGUUAAGAAGCGAAUCGUUGACGACCAGGUGAAGUAUAUCUGGACAUCGGGAAGAAAAUGUGAUUUCGCUGGUUGCGAACGCCCUGACCUUCAGCCCGUGAACAUCAACGGCUGGUUCUGGACCGCGGUCCUUCAAAAAUUGGCACCCACUACUCAAAGAGAUCAGAACGAUUGGUCCGAAAGCGGUGGUCUUGGACAACCUCAACCCGACAACCGGGAAGCACAACAAGGCGGCGCCGAAGAGAACUGCCUGGCCAUUUUAAAUCAAUUCUACAACGACGGGGUCCAUUGGCACGAUGUCGCCUGUCACCACGUGAAGCCAUGGGUAUGCGAGGAAAACGAAAACCUACUCAAAUACGUCCGCCACUUAAAUCCGACGUUGUCUGUCUAAUUUUUCUGGAUUAUUUUUAAUAGUACAAAUAAUAAUAAACAACUUA
This is a messenger RNA of Cylas formicarius (sweet potato weevil), 858 nucleotides long. RefSeq lists its product as uncharacterized. The transcript is spliced from 5 exons. The record is from RefSeq and is a predicted model, not a curated record. Bases 159 to 812 code for a protein of 217 amino acids. NCBI's taxonomy places the organism in Eukaryota, Metazoa, Arthropoda, Insecta, Coleoptera, Brentidae.